Messenger RNA from Synchiropus splendidus (mandarinfish), 5052 nucleotides. It is a transcript of the gene dazap1, whose product is annotated as DAZ associated protein 1. Gene Ontology annotation, molecular function: RNA binding. The coding region runs from base 123 to 1250 and encodes 375 amino acids. The transcript has 12 exons. NCBI's taxonomy places the organism in Eukaryota, Metazoa, Chordata, Actinopteri, Syngnathiformes, Callionymidae. The record is from RefSeq and is a predicted model, not a curated record. Gene Ontology annotation, cellular component: cytoplasm.
GCGUCGUCACUGCGCAGGAGAGUUUGAACCAAAAAGCGGAGUGACCUUCCUCCGCUCUCAGUCUGAGAGGGGCAGCGUUGAAGCCGGUCCCAGCAGUUGACGCUCCCGUCUUAGCCACAACGAUGAACAACAACUUAGUGGGAGAUGAAGUCGGGAAACUUUUUGUUGGUGGGUUGGAUUGGAGUACGACACAAGAAACUCUUAGAAACUACUUCUCACAAUAUGGAGAAGUAGUAGAUUGUGUCAUCAUGAAGGACAAAACCACGAAUCAAUCGCGAGGGUUUGGCUUCGUCAAAUUCAAAGACCCCAAUUGCGUACGGACGGUGUUGGAGACGAAGCCGCACAAUCUGGAUGGUAGAAAUAUUGACCCUAAACCAUGCACACCCAGAGGAAUGCAGCCAGAGAAGUCUCGGACCAAGGAGGGCUGGAAGGGCAGCAAAGCUGAUAGCAAUAAAUCAAAGAAGAUAUUUGUUGGUGGAAUCCCCCAUAAUUGUGGCGAGCCUGAACUCAGGGACUAUUUCAAUAGAUUUGGAGUGGUUACAGAGGUGGUCAUGAUCUAUGAUGCGGAGAAGCAGAGGCCCCGAGGUUUUGGAUUUAUUACUUUCGAGGCCGAACAAUCAGUGGACCAGGCUGUCAACAUGCAUUUUCACGACAUCAUGGGCAAAAAAGUGGAAGUAAAGAAAGCUGAACCUCGGGACAACAAAGCUCCUGGCCAGCUAGGCCCUAGCCAGUGGCCACCCAGAGGCAUCUUGACCACUGCUAAUGGUUGGACUACACAGCCUCCACAAGGUUGGCAACAGCCUUACGCAGCACAGGGGGUGUGGGUCUCAACCACUGGACAGCCAAUAGCUGGUUAUGCGCCUGCGUUAUCAGUCGGUCGAGGGACACAGCCUGCGUCACCUUUCAGUGCAUUCCUAGUCACAACCCCAGCUGGCAGCUUUGCUGCACCUCAGGGAUUCUCUCAACAGGGCUACAGCACAGCUCCACACUUUGGAUACAGUUUCAGCACAUCACCUGCAGACACAUAUGUUCCACAGGUUCCUCCUCCACCUACCACACCAGGAACAGCACAGCUGGGAUUUGCUCCGGCGACGACACCAACUCAGGACUUGACCAAAGCUCCCACUGGGCAGCCCGAAUUCCCCUACAGCCAAUACGUUUUCUGGACUAGACCCGACAGCAAAGACGCGGACAUACAGAUUCAGCUGAACAGAGGAACACGAAUAUAUUUUGUUGAACGUCCAUAUUAGUUUUGGCGUGUGUUUACCUCAGGAGAUACAGCUCAUUAGCGGCCGUGACAGCUGCUAUGUUUUUCUUGUGAAAUAACAGAGGGAAUCGUCACAGACGUUGGCGUCAAAGCUAAGCUUAUCCUACAACGUAAACACUACUUGGAUUUGUGUGUUUAUAUACCGACCUUGGUGUCAAUACAAGAAGUCUAGCAAGUGCCCUAUGGGGUUGUGUCGUUAAUAUUACAAAACUACGACUGGCUAUGUUUUUACGUCACUGUCUGUGUGUGUGUGUUGUGCUGUGGGUUGCACACUCGCUUUUGUUUACAAGCCUUGAAGCCCAAAUUCUACAAAUGUUUUUUUCAUUUUACAGUUCAAUAGUUAUUAUAGUUAUAUUAUGUUAUUUAUAUCAAUGUAUGGAUCAGUUCAUUUCAUGUCAUCAUAAUACACUAUGUUACCAAAAGUAUUUGCUCACCUGCCUGAGCAGCUGCAUCCAAGCCAUGCAUCACCAAAUGCAAUGCAGAGCGCCUGAUGCAGUGGUGUAAAGCAGGCAGCCACUGGACUACAGAGCACUAGAGACGCUUUCUGGCAAUCUGAUGGACCACUCUGGGUUUGGAGGUUGCCAGGAGAACAACAAAAAUAAGCAAAUCAAAACACAAAAAUGAGAAAAAUAACACGCACGAUAAUUCCAAGACAGCCAUCGUCGGCACCAUCUUGAAAGUUACCACGAAUUGACUGUUGAAUUCAUGAUCAGCCUUUAUUUUAUUUUAUUUUAUUUUAUGAAAAGCACUUAUGAAAGCACUUUAUUGCAAAGCACUUUCCUAUUUGGUGGGAUCCCCACUGACCAUGGCAAUAAAUUAGAUUCUGAUUUGAUUCUGAUUCUGAUUACAUUUCGGACUGCGUUGUGCCAAAUGUGAAAUUUGGUGGAGGAAUAAUUAUGGUAUGGGGUUGUUUUUCAGGAGCUGGGCUUGGCCCUUUAGUUCCAGUGAAAGUAAAUUUGAAUGCUUCAGGAUAUCAAAACAUUUUGGACAAUUCCUUGCUCCCAAAUUUGAGGGAACAUUUAGAGCAGGCCCCACCCACUUCCAACAUGACUACGCGCCAGUGGACAAGGCACGGUCCAUAAAGACAUGAAUGACAUGGAUGAGUCUGGUAUGGAUGAAGUGGACUGGCCUGCACAGUCCUGACUUGAACCUGAGACAACAUCUUUAGGAGGAAUUAGAGCAGAGACUGAGAGCCAGGCCUUUUCAACCGACAUCACUGUGUGACCUCACCAAUUUGGAAGAAUGUUCAAAAAUUCCUAUAAACACACUCCUCAACUUUGUAGACAGCCUUCCCGGAAGAGUUGAAGCUGUAAUAGCUGCAAAAGGUGGACCGACAUUAUAUUGAACCCUCUGGGUUAGGAAUGGGAUGGCACUUAAGUUCAUAUGUGAGUGAAGGCAGGUGAGCAAAUGCUUUUGGUAAUAUAGUGUGUCAUUAUUAGGGAUGCUCUCAUCGAUCGGUCACGGUCAUCGGCCAUCGAUCCGCUGUCAGCGUGAUUGGUGAAUGCCAAUAACUACCUGUCAUUGCCGAUCACAACAACUGAUCACGUGUGAUAGCUGGCGCUAUGAUGAAGCCCCACUGGUUGUGAUGCUCAUCCCUACUCCCUGCUCACUCGGCAGCAGCAUGUCUGAUGUGGAGGAUUUUUCAAUCUGUCAUUUCAAGAUUGCAUCCUGCAGCACAUGCGCAGGAAAAUGCCCUGCUGGGAAAAACAUUAAAAUUAACUGUGCUAUUUAAAGCACCAGCACUUCACGGAGUGUGGAGAGUUCUCUGGGCUCAUGAAAGUGAGACAGCUGGUUCUUCAGCUGCAGGAUGUUAACGCUUAGCAACACCCGCCAGUCCGUGCAUGACAUCGGGAACGAUGUGCAAAUUGCCCAAGAAAUAACUAUUAAUUUCACCAAUCUAGGUGACCAGCUUCUCCGAUGACGUUUAUGCGGAGACGGAAGCAACCGGAUCCAUCUCCAUUUUUGGAGUUGGGUGCAGCUAACCCUAACCCUAACCCUAACCCUAACCCUAACCCUAACCACCCUAGCCACCUUAUUCGGAAACUUCUGUAAACAUCCGGAGUGGAAACUUUCAGAAAUGCAGUGCUCUCUGUCUCUGAGUCAGUAAAUAUUUCUCAGACAUAGCAAAGUCUCAAGAGAUUCGCCAAACUGCAACGACUCACGUGAAAUUAAAUGUUUUUCAGUUGUCCUUUUGACUAUUUUUUCCCUCUUUGAAGAGGUAUUUCAUAUGUGUCUGCAUUAAAAUGUUAAUUUUUUCACAUCAUGUACACCGAGGGUCUCAUCAUUUUGAUUACAAAUUCAUUGUCAGUCCAUGUGGGUAGUAUUAUUAUUGUAUCAGAUUUUGUUUUGUCAUACUAUAAUUUGAUUUAUUGUGCUUGGUGAAAUCAUGCAGAAAGCAAACACACACACAAAAACAAAAUCGCAACAUUAUAACAAAUUAUCGUAAAUUGCAAAUUAGUUUUUUUUCCCAAAAUCAUUCAUCCCAGUUCUACUAAUCAGAAAAAAGGGGCGAGUUGGUACACAUGAGCUGCACCAUCUCUCGUCUGACUGGUGCUGACCCAGCGGUCUUAAUCUUUCUGUUGGGAGCCUCGGAAACUCACCAUACUCCAUGAAGUGCUUGAUCUUUAAAUGGUUUAUGAAAAACAAUAUGUUGAGGCCUUUAAAUGUGCUACACGCGAGAGGUGUUCGAAGCAUCUGUCGCAGCAUGCAAACAUCACAGACUGGUAAAAGUUCCCCAGCACACGUUUGCUGUGGUUGACUGCUGUAUGUGGCUCAUGGACUUAAAAAAAUCACAUUAAUUUAGGCAACACAUUUUAAUUUACUUUUCAAGAGAACAAAUACAAAACAUCACAGACACAGUGCAGCGACUAUUGAGACAAAGGACAUCUAGAAAAGAUUUUAUUUAUUUUUAUUAUACAUUAUUAUUUUAUUAUUCAAUACGAGAAUAAACUGUAACGAGUGGAGCUUUCGCAGGGCUACGUCACUGAAGUAUAUACCGACAGAAGCUGCAGUCUUUCGCCACUGAGAUGAAAUGAUUUAGUUUUCAUGAAUUAUUUAUUUAUUUGUCUGGCCUUCCGACUGUCUUUGUAUGCUGCAUUAAUUGCUGUCUGAGAGUUGCAGAACCAGCAGUCUUUCAUUUUCUGUUGCGACCCUCGGAAACUGACCAUGCUCGGUCAAGUGCUUGUCUUUUAAAUAUUGUGGAAAAUUGGUUGUGUUAAUGCCUUUUAAUGUGCUUCCCAUGCCAUAUUUCCAUCAAGCGUGUUGCUUGAUGCAAACUUCACAUAACAAGCGGUAUAAAAUUUCCAUAGCUGCUGUCGAGCUAGAUGCCACUCUUGAACCCUGCACAGUCUCAGCUGUGUGAUACAGUCCAGCUAAACGAAUUUUUUACACUUGUACAUUUUUUACUGUAGAAGUAUAUUGGACUCCAACAGAACACUCCAGUAUGACUAUGUUUUUAAAGGACACUAAUAACAUCAGGCUCUGCCGCCCUUAUAGUUUUUAGAUCCAUCUUAUAUUUCGUUUGUGCUUCUGAAGGUUCAGUCAACUUGCUUGACCUAUAACAAUAGGUUUUAGCUCUGGAUCGUCUGAAUUAACGCAGUUACUUCAAUGAUCUAAAAAAAUGUAAUGGUUUUUAAGAAAAAUUCGAACGUAGUCCGGACAAGCUCACCAAGCAUUUCACCUGACCCGCUUUGAAUCACGCAGCAGUUUUCCAAAUCCGUAGACGCAUUUUUUUUCUGACUUCCACACGAGGCUGCGCAGUGUAGCCCUGCCAAGUGCAGCUCAAU